GAACCCCCAAGAGAUCGCAAAAAGGAGAAAAAUAUCAAGCACAGCGGUAAUAUAACAUUGGAUGAAGUGAUUGAGAUUGCAAGGACAAUGCGUUUCAAAUCUUACGCAAUAUCUCUAAAGGGAACUAUUAAAGAAAUUUUGGGCACAUGCAAUAGUGUUGGAUGCACCAUUGAUGGUCAAUCACCCAAGGACUUGAGCGACGCAAUCGAGGCGGGUGAAGUUGAGGGUACAUAA
Acaulospora morrowiae is the source of this 234-nucleotide messenger RNA. The record is from the annotation of a GenBank genome assembly. Lineage: Eukaryota; Fungi; Glomeromycota; Glomeromycetes; Diversisporales; Acaulosporaceae.